This is a messenger RNA of Rotaria sp. Silwood2, 1038 nucleotides long. Lineage: Eukaryota; Metazoa; Rotifera; Eurotatoria; Philodinida; Philodinidae. The record is from the annotation of a GenBank genome assembly.
AUGGCUAACGCCUAUGCAAACAACUUGGAAGUUACAAUUGUUUCAGCACGCUCCACAUGCAGUAAAAAACAGGACGUAGUAGUAAAACUGGAAUACAGCAACACCGGUAGCCAAACAAUAUAUAUUCUUGAUUGGUGUUUACCACGCAAUGAAUUAGACGAUCCAUUAUUCACAGUAACAUGUAAUGAUGUUCUCGUUGAAUAUCUCGGUCCAAUGAUCAAACGACGUGAGCCGACCAUUGAGGAUGUGACUCCUCUAAAACCUGGCAGAAUUAUAUCCACUCUUGUUCGAAUAUCGUCAGCAUACGAUAUGACCAAAACUUGCAAUUAUUCAAUCCAUUUUACUAUGCCCAUUGAGCGUGUCAUCUUCAAACCUGUUCAAACAUUGAACACUAUCUCUGGCAAGCCCAUUAGUAAUCUUCAAUCCCAUAUACAGUCGAACAAUAUUCGAUUGGGUAUUGAAGGUCGUCCUAAUAUCCAACGCGAACAAAAUGACAUUAUGAAUGUACGUAAACGAGCAGCCACUCUUUCGUAUGCUUCUUGUACAACAAGCCAAAUGUCCCAAAUUUCCUCUGCUUUCCCCGAGGCUCUUAUCUACGCCAAUAAUUCUUUCAUUUAUUUGAAUACUACAACACCAAACGCAACAAAUCGCUCUACAACUUGGUUCGGUACAUUUUCAUUGGCGAACUGGAAUACGGUAAAGGGACACUUCCAAAAUAUCACAAAUGUGUUUAGUUCACAGGCUAUAACUUUCGAUUGUCGAUGCACCAAGAGGGGCACUUAUGCUUACGUUUACCCAAGUCAGCCAUACAGAAUCUACUUAUGUUCUGUAUUCUGGUCGGCUCCAACGAAAGGUACUGACUCGAAGGCUGGUACACUUAUUCAUGAAACAUCACACUUCAUAGUUGUGGCUGGUACGAAAGAUUAUGUAUAUGGUCAGACGGGAUGCAAAAAUUUGGCCAUAAGCAAUUCCUCGGCAGCAAUUAUGAAUGCUGAUAGCCAUGAAUAUUUUGCCGAGAACAACCCUUCACUUCCAUGA